AUGUACACCUCAAUUAUUCGCACAGCCGGUCGAUGGACAAAUAACCACGUGUCAACGGCGAUGGAAACAUUGUGCGAUGGAUUGCGCAGUUACCGAAUAGAGUCGAAUUCAACAUACGACAUUAUUAAAACUGAAGAUAUCAACGAAAUAUUAGACACUUUAAUCAAGCAGGCUGAAAAUGGCAACCAGAACGGUGUGUACAUAGAUAAAGUGGAAAAGAAAACCAACGAUUCGUCAAAGAUAAUAUAUUUGAAGCCAAAUAAUUCUGUUGACUCUCGAUCACCAACGGAUAGCGAACUUAGUGAAGAGAUUAUAGUGGAAUUGAAAGAAUCUACCAGUGAAGAAACAAUAAAAAGGCAAGAUGGUGAUAAUAUUUCAAGUCCUUAUGUUCAAAAUCAGAGAGGUAAAAUUUUUAAUGAUAUGAAUGAUAAAGUCAUAAAUACGUAUUUUAGAGAGCCUCGAGAAGAGUCGAUAAUAGAAAAACAUGAUAAAAUAGGGAAAAUUCCUUCAGCAAAUAAUGAUGACGGAUCAAGUUUAGCGAUGAUUUUAAAGAAUUUAUUUGAAAAUAGGGAUUUAAGUAAAAGUUUGGAAGAUAAUGGCACGAAUGAUUUUAAAAAAGAUAAAAUUAUAAUUCGGGAGGACAUCCCAAACGAAGAUAACGUCAGCGUAAGAAUGGGUAUGAAAGAUAAUGAAUAUCCAUUACAAGAAAUACCGCGUAACGGUUACGAACUAGAUUAUCGAACUCCCUUUAGACAACUUCCCCUUACAGAUCAACUACAGAACUCGAUACCGCAACAUUUCUUAGCUCAAAUAUUGCAGAAUGAAGCAAAUAUGAAUAUGAAUUACUUGCCAAAUUUCUUGCCAACUUAUAAAAGUCCUGUCCCAAGUAUAACACGGACUGUGAUACAUCAAAGUGGAAUUGCAUAUCAACCUCACGGCUCAUAUCUUGGACAUCGGAUGUCAGGUAAAUAUAAAUAA
Messenger RNA from Diatraea saccharalis (sugarcane borer), 978 nucleotides. The record is from the annotation of a GenBank genome assembly. Lineage: Eukaryota; Metazoa; Arthropoda; Insecta; Lepidoptera; Crambidae.